AUGUGGAAAAAACAGUUAAAAAGCAAUUGCAGAGUACAAGAGGAGUUCCGCACAGAGCUCGACAUCCUCUCACGGCUCCGACACAAGCACAUCAUCCGCCUCCUUGGAUCGUGUGUGAGUAAGGACAAGCGCCACCAAACCGCCCUACAAAAGGAAAAGAGGGGUCUACUAGCAAGGUGGAGAAAGAAAAAUGGCACGCUCUUCGACCAGCUUCACCCUGAUCAAGGCUCCACCGCGCUGUCGCUGGUGACGAUGUCUUGGAAGAUACGCAUCGAUGUGCUUCUGGGUGUGUCCCGCGCCAUUGAGCACCUGCACUGUCAUCAUGCCCGCUUCCCGAUCAUCCACCGUGACAUCAAGUCGUCUAACAUCCUUUUGGACGCGAGUUGGUUGCCGCGUGUGUGUGACUUUGGUUUGUCCGUCACCUGGGAUGUGGCGAGUGAUGAGACAGGGCUCGAUGCCCCCUGCAUUGGAGGCACAUUCGGGUACAUGGCCCCAGAGUACGCCGGCGGUCUUUGUGUGAAGCCAGCGAUCGACGUGUACAGCCUGGGCGUGGUGAUGCUUGAGGUUCUGACAGGGAGAACUGCUUUUGACCAAGAGGAGGGUUAUUAUUGUUUAGCGGAGUUUGCGUCCUGCUCCCGCAUCAUCAAGGAUGGUAAUAUAGAGGAGUUGCUGGACAGGCGACCUGUACCGGAGCCAACGUCGUGGCAGCUGCAGGCACUGAAGCGUGUGGCGCUGAUUGCACGAUGUUGCAUGGAGUUUGACAUGAAUCACCGACCAGCCAUGACAAACAUCGUUGCCGAACUAGAGAUUGCAUACGAGUUGUUCUGCAGAGACGAGUCAGAUUCAGUUAACGAGUCAUCAGCAGGCUCCCAGUCCGAUCCGGUACACUAG
This is a messenger RNA of Triticum turgidum subsp. durum (durum wheat), 891 nucleotides long. Lineage: Eukaryota; Viridiplantae; Streptophyta; Magnoliopsida; Poales; Poaceae. The record is from the annotation of a GenBank genome assembly.